Nothoprocta perdicaria is the source of this 1755-nucleotide messenger RNA. It is a transcript of the gene ARL14EP, whose product is annotated as ADP ribosylation factor like GTPase 14 effector protein. The record is from RefSeq and is a predicted model, not a curated record. Bases 224 to 1006 code for a protein of 260 amino acids. NCBI's taxonomy places the organism in Eukaryota, Metazoa, Chordata, Aves, Tinamiformes, Tinamidae. The transcript is spliced from 4 exons. Gene Ontology annotation, cellular component: intracellular membrane-bounded organelle.
CUCUCCCAGGCGGAAGUGCCUGUGUAGACUGCUUGUAGGUUCCGCCGCUCUAUGGUGAGCUGAUGGUCAGAAGGACGUGAUGGCUGCGGUUAAUGGCUGCCACUGAUAGCGGCGCUGUUACGGUUGGAAGAUCGUAGAAGGGCGAUCUUCAUAGAAGCUACUAAAGACUACACAGAGUUAUUUUAGGAAAAAUAAGUGGAGUAAAUUGUUUUGAGCAAGGAAAAUGGAUCCUUGCUCAGUUGGGAUUCAGCUUCAAGCUACCAAUGAGUGUCAUAAAACCUACUAUACGCGUCACAGUGGUUUGAAGACUAAGCAAGAUAUAUCUUCAUCUGACCUACUGUUACUUCAGCUUAGGACUGGAAUGACCCUUUCAGAGAACAAUACAAUUUGCUUCCAUCAUGCAAAAAUAUACAUUGAAAGAUUUGAAGACUUGCAAAAAUCGUGCUGUGAUCCCUUUAAUAUACACAGAAAACUAUCAAAAAAAAACUUACGUGCAAUUGAUUUAGAUGAUGCAACUUUUCUAAGUGCCAAGUUUGGAAGGCAGUUUGUACCUGGCUGGAAGCUUUGUCCCAAGUGUAUGCAGAUAAUAAAUGGAAGCGUGGAUGUUGAAUCUGAAGAUCGCCAAAGAAGAAAACUGGAUUCAGAUGGGCGUACAGCUAAAGCUUUGAAGUCUCUGCAGUUUGCUAAUCCGGGACGACAGACAGAGUUCACUCCAGAGACCAGUAAAAGGGAAAAAAGAAGGCUGCAGACAAAAAACACUUUGUUUAAUUCAGACAGGCAAGUUAUACCAGCUAAGAGUAAAGUCUACGAUAGCCAGGGACUUCUCCUGUACAGUGGAAUGGACCUCUGUGAUUGCCUUGAUGAAGAUUGUCUGGGAUGUUUCUAUGCUUGCCCCAAGUGUGGCUCCAACAAGUGCGGAGCUGAAUGUCGUUGUGAUCGCAAGUGGCUCUAUGAGCAAAUUGAGAUAGAAGGAGGAGAAAUCAUUCGCAAUAAGCAUGUGGGUUAGUGUAUAUAUGAAUUACUUGGUUCAUAUACUCCAUACAUUGAUUAAAUAUAGUGCAUUCCUCACUUAGAGCUUAAAGUCAUUGGAAUUUAUCAUGAUCCGCAUGAUCAAUGCCCUUGUUUUGAUAUUUUCAACAUGAUUAUGGUUAUGUUAUCAUACUGAUAUGUUGUCAUCCCUCAUUCUACCUUGUAGUCAGUCUUGUUUAGUCUUAUGAGAAAGUCGUCAUUGAACAGUUCUGCAUUAUGAAAUAGAAGAUGCUAAAUUCUUAUGUGACCUUCUUGGCCACUAACUCCAUUCAAUACACUUCUGUGGAGUGUACUAUCUCUAUGCAUCCCUCAUUUAUCCUUCUCUAUUUCAGAAUCUCAUGAUUUUGAUUGCUUCAUUUGUGAAAUACACUUCUCUGUUGUAAAUUUUUGGUAAAAUUACAUACAGUAUUAAUAAAGUUUUCCCCGGUAUUAAUAGUGAAUGCUGUAUCUUCUAUAGAUUAUGGCAGCUAUAUAUGAUAAAUGUAAUAUAUAUUACUAACUGGAUUCAGAGAUAUUUAGUUCACAUGUCCAAGUUAUUGAGAUUUAGGAUCAAGCUACUAAAGGAAUUCAAGCCUCACUGUAACACUUGUUAGUGAAUUGUCAAAACAUUGAAAAAUAUUUAAGCAUGUCAUUAUUGUACUAUGUUUAGCUGGAUUCUGCAUAAUACAAAAUAGUUUAUCUGUAACUGGUAAUUGGACUGGAAUGUCACCAUUUCUGUCCUCUUUC